GCAGAUGGACAGGCCACUCGAUGAAUAUGGAUGAGAGCAGUGAAAAGGGUGAUGCGGCAGGGAAGACCCCCCCCUCCUCCUUCACACCGAUGCAGGCUCGAACAAUGCGUGCCGUCUUUCACUGAAAACACGGAGAGUCUGCAUUAGCAUUUUUGCAGACAAUUGAGGCUGUGGCCAGCUGCAGGCAUGACUCGGACGCUGCGGUGAAAUCUCUUUUUCUGCACCCGCCGAUGAAACAGACCUCAGUGGGGAGAGAGAGAAAAAAAAAAAGGUCCGGCGGCCACAUUCCUCAACACUACGGUCGCACCUAUGCCGAGGGUAACGUUAAGACACCCUUUUGAGAUUGUGUCCCGGCAUUGAUGGCGAUCUGACACAGGACCGGAGAAGCAGCAGAUCUCAGAAUGGAGGAGGGUGAAUACUUCCUGAAGGUGCUGAUUCCCAGCUAUGCAGCCGGCUCUAUCAUCGGCAAGGGCGGCCAGACCAUUGUACAACUACAGAAAGAGACGGGUGCCACCAUUAAGCUGUCGAAAUCCAAAGAUUUCUACCCAGGAACAACAGAGCGCGUCUGUCUGAUACAGGGUACCGUUGAAGCCCUCAACGGUGUCCACAACUUCAUUGCCGAGAAAGUCCGCGAAAUGCCCCAGAGUGCUCAGAAGCCAGAACCGGUCAGCAUACUGCAGCCGCAGACCACCGUCAACCCCGACCGUAUCAAACAGGCCAAACUGAUUGUGCCCAACAGCACAGCUGGGCUGAUUAUUGGCAAGGGAGGAGCUACAGUGAAAGCGGUGAUGGAGCAGUCAGGGGCUUGGGUGCAGCUCUCCCAGAAGCCGGAGGGCAUCAACCUGCAGGAGCGAGUGGUAACAAUCAGCGGGGAGCCUGAGCAGAACCGUAAGGCAGUAGAGAUCAUAGUCCAAAAGAUCCAAGAGGACCCUCAGAGCAGCAGCUGCCUCAACAUCAGUUAUUCCAACGUCUCCGGGCCGGUCGCUAACUCCAACCCCACCGGAUCCCCGUACGCCAACACGGCCGAGGUGCUGCCUAACGCAGCAGCGGCAGCCGCCACCGCCUCCAGUCUUCUGGGCCAGGCCGGCUUGACAGGAAUGGGAGCCUUCCCUGCCACCAUGUCUAGCUUCUCUGGCAACGACCUCCUGGCCAUCACAUCAGCCCUCAACACGCUGGCCAGCUACGGCUACAAUACCAACACCUUGGGCUUGGGCCUUAACCCCGCAGCAGCCUCCGGUGUCCUCGCCGCAGUCGCGGCCAGCGCUAACCCGGCGGCCGCCGCCGCAGCUAACCUCUUAGCCUCCUAUGCUAGCGACGCCUCCGGCGGCGCCGGCCACCCGGCAACGGGGCUGGGCGGUUUCUCCCUGGGUUCUCUCGCGGCCGCUACAGGUGCUUCCAACGGUUACCUAAACGCUUCGUCCCCACUGAUGGCCUCCUCCCUAUUAGCCACAGAGAAGCUCGCAGACGGAGCCAAGGACGUGGUUGAAAUUGCUGUACCCGAAAAUCUGGUGGGUGCCAUUUUGGGCAAAGGAGGAAAAACGCUGGUCGAGUACCAGGAGCUAACAGGAGCCCGCAUCCAGAUCUCCAAAAAGGGAGAGUUCAUCCCUGGUACUCGGAACCGUAAAGUCACCAUAACAGGGUCGCCAGCAGCUACACAAGCAGCGCAGUAUCUGAUCAGCCAGCGGAUCACGUAUGAGCAGGGCGUGCGUGCUACCAACCCGCAAAAAGUGGGUUAAAAGA
Molecule: messenger RNA, 1740 nt
Organism: Syngnathus acus (greater pipefish)
Lineage: Eukaryota; Metazoa; Chordata; Actinopteri; Syngnathiformes; Syngnathidae
Gene: nova1
Product: NOVA alternative splicing regulator 1
Exons: 4
Coding region: 402-1736 (444 amino acids)
Biological process (GO): regulation of alternative mRNA splicing, via spliceosome; mRNA splicing, via spliceosome
Cellular component (GO): nucleus; cytoplasm
Molecular function (GO): mRNA binding
Source: RefSeq, a predicted model, not a curated record